Molecule: messenger RNA, 189 nt
Organism: Racocetra persica
Lineage: Eukaryota; Fungi; Glomeromycota; Glomeromycetes; Diversisporales; Gigasporaceae
Source: the annotation of a GenBank genome assembly
AACAACAAUGACCCAGAUACUCUUGUCAACUUAAUUGUGGUGUCUAAUUUAAUAGGGAAGCCUACAGAAGUUGUAAAUCGAUAUAUCACACAACUUAAAGAAGUUGCACCUAGUCAUGUAUUUUUGCAAGACCUCGACCUUAAAACGAGUUUAUUUGAUCGUUCGGCGCAGAGAUUUGCUCUCGCAUAG